This is a messenger RNA of Loa loa (African eye worm), 681 nucleotides long. RefSeq lists its product as hypothetical. NCBI's taxonomy places the organism in Eukaryota, Metazoa, Nematoda, Chromadorea, Rhabditida, Onchocercidae. Gene Ontology annotation, molecular function: RNA binding. Gene Ontology annotation, biological process: mRNA splicing, via spliceosome. The transcript has 2 exons. Gene Ontology annotation, cellular component: U4/U6 x U5 tri-snRNP complex; Lsm1-7-Pat1 complex; U6 snRNP. The record is from RefSeq and is a predicted model, not a curated record. Bases 133 to 468 code for a protein of 111 amino acids.
CGGCGGACUUAAUGGAAUGCGUGAUGUUACGAUUUUUGUUACAUUCGGAUGAAUCUCGAGAUGAGGAAGUCUAAUAAUCGGAUAUGAGGCUAUGAAAAAUAAUAUUGAGUUAUUCUGGACAGUGGUCUGAUCAUGAAGGAUUCUGGGAUUUUGUACUUUUUCACUUCUUUUUUUUGUUCUAGCUUUCCAAAUAUGUCGAAUUCUACAUCAUCGAAUCCGUCAACGUUACUACCAUUGGAAUUGGUAGACAAAUGUAUUGGUUCCAGGAUCUGGGUUAUUAUGAAAGGUGAAAAGGAGAUUGUUGGAACGUUGACAGGUUUUGAUGAUUACGUUAAUAUGGUACUAGAAGAUGUUGUGGAGUAUGAAAAUACAGUUGAUGGUAAAAGAGUAACGAAGUUAGAUACCAUUUUGCUGAAUGGUAAUCAUAUCACAAUGUUGGUACCUGGAGGUGAAGGUCCUGAAGUUUAAUUUUUGCUCGCAUCUCAAUUUCUUGUAUAUGUUUCUUUGCUGUAAUAGAUGUAUUUUAUACGAAAAUAUUGAACUUCGUUUUAUAAAACCCUUCAAAUUUCAUUCUUUGGUGUAUGAAAGAAUAUGUUAAUAAUUCUCAAUUACACUUUUUUUUGUCGAUUUCGGAUUUCCCAUCAAAUGAAAUUUUUAAAAAAUUUUCCUCCAUUAAAUAUG